Messenger RNA from Colletotrichum truncatum, 2043 nucleotides. The record is from RefSeq and is a predicted model, not a curated record. NCBI's taxonomy places the organism in Eukaryota, Fungi, Ascomycota, Sordariomycetes, Glomerellales, Glomerellaceae.
AUGAGGAGGCUACCUGGGCCCUUGUCGGCGACUACAAUCUUCACAGCGCGGCCGCCUGGAGUGCCUCGAAACCCUCGAAGCUCACCAUGGCCGCCUUCGUCCCUCGUUAAGACCUACCUCCGGUCUCUAUCAACGACGACACCGCGCCUGGAGGAAGCACAUCACCAAACACCACCCUCGCACCCGUUUCGCUUCGAGACCGGCGUGUCGCUUUUCGCGAAACGAGCUCCGCGGCCUUUCCCGCCGCCGUUCCUUUCUCCUCCGUCCGGUUCCUUCUCCGAUCCGCUCAGCACCCACCACCGGAGUCGCGACCGGCGCGCGAGAGUCAACGGAGAGAUCAUUCUCGGACAAACAAACGGGGACGAUGCAGUUUUCGCGAGCGACAACUUUAUUUGUGCAAAUGAUGGAGUUGGCGCAUGUUUGUGGUCACGCCUGAUCCUUCACUAUUGGGCGACGGCGAUACAGCAGGAUGCCGCAAACCCUCGUUCGGAAGGGGAGCCUUACAAGCCUAAUCCGGUAGCAUAUCUUCAGACGGCAUACGAGCAGACGCUGAAAGCGACAUCGGAGCCGAACGACUGGCAAGGAACGACAACAGCUAGCGGGGCUCAACUACACUACAAGACUUUAGAGGACAGUAAACAGGUACCUCAGGUCUAUGUAACCAAUCUGGGUGACUGUCAAGUCAUGAUUCUCCGGCCCAGGCACGAGAAGAUGGUUUACAAGACGAAGGAGCAGUGGCACUGGUUCGACUGCCCGCGUCAACUUGGAACAAACAGUCCAGAUACGCCGGAAAAGAACGCGGUCAUGGACAUUGUGGAGAUCCAGGAAGGGGAUGUGGUACUUGCAAUGUCGGACGGUGUCAUUGAUAACUUAUGGGAGCACGAGAUCAUUGAUAGCAUUCAGAAUAGCAUACAGCGGUGGGAGAACGGGGAAGGGGGAGGAGACCGAGUUGAAGGCGACCGCACGGGCGGCGCCAACGGAGGCAUGACGUUCGCUGCUGAAGAGUUGGUGGCUGCAGCAAAGAAGAUUGCGACCGAUCCCUUUGCUGAGAGCCCCUUUAUGGAGCACGCGAUUGAGGAGGGCCUUGCCAGUGAGGGAGGUAAACUUGACGACAUCAGCGUUGUCGCUGCGCUCCCGCCCGAUUUCAACAUGCGCGGAAAACGUAGCAAGCAGUAUCGCAAGUUGAUGAACCAGUACUCAUUGUCCUGGGGCUUUCGCGAACCCUACCAAUGCCUCGUUGAUGCUGAGAUGGUAGUGGAUUGCCACAAGUUCAAGUACGACCUGCUUGCCGGACUAGAACGCACACUGCACGGCAAGGUUAAGCCUAUGAUUACACAAUGCGAGAUUCGCAAGCUCUACCUUCGCAAGAACGAACCGGAGAUGAACAAAAUCAUCGACUUCGCCAAGACGCUCGAACGCCGACGAUGUGGUCAUCUUCCGGAGGAGUACCCCGAGCCUCUUAGCACGAUGGAUUGCUUGAAGGUUGUUGUUGACCCCAAGGGCAACCUGGUUAACAAGCAUCGCUACUGCGUCGCCAGCCAGUCGUCCGACGUUCGCCGCAUGCUCCGCGAGAUCCCCGGCGUUCCCCAGAUCUAUAUCAAACGCUCAGUCAUGAUUCUCGAGCCCAUGGCAACGGAAAGUCUGGAAAUUAGGGCCAAGGAAGAGAAGAGCAAAUUUCGCGACGGACUAGUGAAGCCCGAAAAGAAGAGAAAGCGGGAGGAUAACGAUGAGGAGGGCGGUGAUGGCGGAGCGGGCGAGGCGGCAUCGGCCAACGGAAGCCCCGAGAAGAAGAAGGCCAAGAAGAGGGGGCCCAAGGGACCUAACCCUUUGGCCGUUAAGAAGGCGAAGAAGGCCACUGAAGGAGAGCAGAAGUCGAAAACUGAAACGAAACCUGCGACGACAGCAGCAGGAGGCGAUGGAGAAGCAUCUACGAAGAAGAAGCGCAAGAGGAGACACAGAGCUACUACCGAUGCUAAUGGUGUUACGAACGCAUCAGCGCCUCAAGGCGAAGGGUCAGCAGAACAGUUGGCUGGAAGCCCGUAG